This is a messenger RNA of Ustilaginoidea virens, 1734 nucleotides long. RefSeq lists its product as uncharacterized. NCBI's taxonomy places the organism in Eukaryota, Fungi, Ascomycota, Sordariomycetes, Hypocreales, Clavicipitaceae. The transcript has a single exon. The record is from RefSeq and is a predicted model, not a curated record. Gene Ontology annotation, molecular function: DNA binding. Bases 1 to 1734 code for a protein of 577 amino acids.
AUGUCAGGUCCGUCCAACCCUCUCAACCCUACGUUUGAGGGCCACAUAGCCUCGACGUUGGAUGCCCUGAUCUUGUUCGAAGCUUGUUUAUCUGGCAAUCUCAACCACGUCCCUCGUCGCCCUCAUGACCGAGAACGACAGGACCUUAUCAAGAGUGGCCACAUUUUCAUAUACGAGGAGCACUCAUCCGGCAUCAAACGUUGGACAGAUGGCGUAUCAUGGAGUCCAAGCCGCAUCCUGGGUAACUUCCUUAUAUACCGGGAACUUGAGCAGCCUUUCCCCCCAGGUGAGAAGAAGAGAGCUCUCAAAAAGAAAAAAUGCCCGCCAGGCGGCAUCGGGAAGAACGAGAUAGGUGCCCGGACAAGCCUCAGCGGUUUCGCAGCGGCCGGUAUGAAUUCAGUUGGCAAGGGCACUGAAAGAUCAUUGAUUGGUUCCUUGAUCGACUCCUACCCUUUCAAAAACAAUGGGUUGAUCAAGAAGACCAUCAGCGUCUCAUACCAGGGAAUUCCCCAUCAUCUCGUCAGCUAUUACAACGUCAAUGAUGUAGUUGCUGGAAGGCUUGCUACUCCAUCAAAACAUUACCAUACAAGGAAUCUCAUCCCGCGAUCGGAACUCAUCAUGUCACAGAACUUCCGGGCUCCUAUAGAUGAGGUUGAAUACAGCCCUGAUGAGCGUGGUGGUCCUCCUGCCCUGUUCACCACGCUAUCGGGUGCCCAUGAUUUCAACACCAGCGCCGGUGGUGUCUUGCACAGAGCAAUGUCGUUGACAGGCUUCCAAUCUGCUGUUCAUAUGGCUUCCACUUAUAAUCAUACAGCAUAUGGUUAUCACCAGCCACAGCAGCAUUACAUGGCAUCGAUGAACCCAUCUAUCCAUCCAACACCGAUGCAGCAGCAGCACCACCAUCAACAUCAACAUCAACAUUAUCAUCAUCAUCAGCAACAGAAUCAGCAUCAGCAGUAUCAGCAGCGGCAGCAGCAGCAGCAACAACAACAACAACAACAACAACAACAACAACAACAACAACAACAACAACAACAGCAGCAGCAACAACAGCAGCAACAACAACAGCAGCAGCAGCAGCAGCAACAACAACAACAUCAUCACCAACUUCAAGCGACGGCGCCGCCGCCGCCGCCGCCACAACAGCUUGUUUCGUCAAUGCCGCCAAUGAUAAGCUCCUCGGCGCCGUAUAUACCACCUGGUAUCACGGCAUCAAUGCCACCAAGCACGUCUUUGAUGCCCUUCACCACUAUUCAACAAGGAAACUACUCUCUGGAACCCCAUAAGACAGCUCGCUUUCGCUCUGAUGACGACAUAGAAAGCGAGUUCCCCCGGCACAUGCCACAUCAUAGCCAACCUCGGCAAAGCUCGACAUUUGAAGCAUCACAGCCUUCGGACGAGUCCCCUAUAAAUCUCGGUUCAGUUUCCGAGGCCAGACCAACCUCAAAUGAACAUUCUUAUAUGAGACAGGCAUAUUAUUUCCCUUCUCAAGCUACCCAAAUGAACCAGCAGGAGGUUCACGCUUUUAGUGAACCUCGACCUGUAAGAGCAGAGCCAGAUCUUUCUACUCCUGGAAGCGGGGCCCCACAGUACAACGUCGAUGAGAGUGGCUCGACAUGGGAACUUGAUGGACUCGAUGGUUCGCAAGAGCAGAAGUAUUACGAUAACCAAUCAGGCGGAAACUCUCAGAAACAGCAAGUACAGGGAGGUUCGAAGGGCGUAAACCGCUCUUAG